This is a messenger RNA of Ziziphus jujuba (common jujube), 2253 nucleotides long. Its product is annotated as probable amino acid permease 7. Gene Ontology annotation, cellular component: plasma membrane. NCBI's taxonomy places the organism in Eukaryota, Viridiplantae, Streptophyta, Magnoliopsida, Rosales, Rhamnaceae. The transcript is spliced from 7 exons. The record is from RefSeq and is a predicted model, not a curated record. Bases 505 to 1881 code for a protein of 458 amino acids.
UUGUUAGAUAAGGGACUGAUCACCCACUCCCGGAACGUUUCAAUUCUGGGUCUGGACCUCCUGAAAGCUAGGCAAGAACAUGCUUUGAUUAAAGAGGAAAAGUAGAGAAAAAGAGGAAAAAGACUACGUUAAUGAUGAAUGUGACUCAAAAUGCUGAUUCCCUCUAUUAAUUAGAAGGUCACGGCAAACAUACUCUUUGCAAGACCAUCGUUAGCCUUAUUUAAGUGUUGAAUUUCCUCUUUGAGUACCUCCACAAAAAACUUCUUAGAUGUACUAGAGUGGUAGAGUACAGAGUAUAUGACAGCUUCUUCCUUUAUCAUUCUCUCUUCUUCCAUCAUACCAACUGGUAAAUCUGGUGUCUCUUUUACAGUCCAAAAACCUCCAUAAAUCUAGAUAUGAGAAAUAAGUUUUCUGCUUUGUCAUAGGCAUUUUGUUCAAUUUACAUCGAUAUUGCUGGUCUUAGUCCCUCUUGUUAAUCUGCUGCAAAAGUUCGAAAAGAAUAACAUGGCAACCCUGCACUCUUUUGAUGUAGCUAAGGGUUUCUCUGCUGAUGAUGAGCAUCUAGUGAGAGCUGGAACCGUAUGGACUUCUGUGGCUCAUAUCGUUACUGCUGUUAUUGGCUCUGGAGUUCUUUCACUGGCAUGGGGUACUGCACAGUUAGGAUGGAUUGGAGGACCAGUUUCCUUGCUUUGUUUUGCAUUAGUCACCUAUGUUUCUUCUUUCCUCCUUUCUGAUUGUUACAGAUCCCCUGACUCUGUAACAGGGAAGAGAAAUCGCUCUUAUAUUGAAGCUGUCAGAGUGAAUCUUGGUAAAAAGCAGACAUGGGUUUGUGGUCUGCUUCAAUAUUUGAACUUGUAUGGGGCCGAUGUUGCUUAUGUAAUUACUACUGCAACAAGUUUGAGAGCAAUUCAGAAGUCAAAUUGUUAUCACAAAGAAGGGCAUCAAGCUGCAUGUGGAUAUGGAGAUGGUCUAUAUAUGCUGCUAUUUGGAGGUAUACAGAUUGUAGUGUCACAAAUACCUGAUUUCCAUAACAUGGAAUGGCUUUCAGUAGUUGCUGCAAUCAUGUCCUUUGCCUAUUCUUUUAUUGGACUUGGACUCGGCUUUGCAAAAGUAAUAGAAAAUGGGACAAUCAAAGGGAGUAUUUCAGGAGUUCAAACCUCCAAUGUGGCUGACAAAUUAUGGUUAUCCUUCCAAGCCCUUGGGGAUAUUGCUUUUGCCUAUCCAUACGCAAUUAUCCUUCUUGAGAUUCAGGAUACCGUAAAGUCCCCUCCACCAGAAAACGAGACCAUGAAGAAGGCUUCGUUGAUCGCAGUCUUAGUAACAACCUUUUUCUACCUCUGCUGUGGAUGUUUUGGAUAUGCAGCCUUUGGGAGUGAUACACCAGGGAACCUCUUGACAGGAUUUGGAUUUUAUGAACCUUACUGGCUCAUUGAUUUUGCUAAUGCUUGCAUUGCUCUCCAUUUGGUGGGAGGAUAUCAGAUUUACUGUCAACCAAUAUUUGCAGUUGCUGAAAGAUGGUGUAGCCAAAAAUUCCCAAACAGUGCAUUUGUGAAUAACUUCUACACCAUCAAACUCCCAUUACUACCAGGAUUUCAAUUAAGUCCGUUCAGACUAUGUUUCAGAACUGUUUAUGUUUUGUCCACUACUGGAAUUGCAAUGCUUUUUCCUUAUUUCAACCUAGUUUUGGGUGUCUUAGGGGCAUUGAACUUUUGGCCUAUGGCUAUAUACUUCCCUGUGGAAAUGUACAUUGUACAGAAGAAAAUUGGGGCCUGGACAAGAAAAUGGACUGUUCUUAGGAUAUUUAGUUUCAUUUGCUUUCUUGUGACAGUAGUGGGCUUAGUUGGAUCAAUUCAAGGACUUGUAAGUGCCAAAUUGAGUUGAUUGUGGAGCAGUUCAAGGACUUAUGAGGGCCAAAUUGAGUUGAUUGUUUACUUUAACAUAUAGAUGUACUUUGGUCAGAAGAAAAUUGGGGCUUGGACAAGAAAAUGGAUUGUUCUUAGGAUAUUUAGUUUCAUUUGCUUUCUUGUGACAGUAGUGGGCUUAGUUGGAUCAGUUCAAGGACUUAUAAGUGCAAAGUUGAGUUGAUUGUGGAUCAGUUCAAGGACUUAUAAGUGCCGAAUUGAGUUGAUUGUUUACUUUAGCAUAUAUACAUACAUAUAUAUAUACACACAUAUAUAUAUAUAUAUGUAUACUUAUGUUUGUAUGUCCUUCAUAAGUACAAAUAAAUCCAUUGUGACACUUGUGGUUUGAUUA